AUGAGGAGUAUAACGAGGUCUUUCUUAGCCAAUUCAAAAGAAAACUUGAAAGAUAAUGUGCACAAGAUCGUCUCCAUUUUGAAUGACUUAACAGAACAGAGAUUAAUAGUUCAAGGGACUAUUUUUCACGGGCAUUUGAUAAAAGGAGGCAUUUCAUCUCAGAAGCACAUUGCAGUUAAGUUGCUUAUUAUGUAUCUUAAAUCCCGGAAAAAAAAUGAAAUUAAUCAUAUGUUAAAGGAGUUUGAUGGGUUCAACGUAGUUGUGCAUAAUUGUCUUAUUACUGCAAAUCUUGAAUGGGGAAAGUUGGACGAAGCUCGUCGAGUGUUUGAUGAAAUGCCUGAGAGAAACGAAGUUUCUUGGACAGCUAUAGUUUCGGGGUUGUUGAGGUAUGGAAGAGUCGGAGAUGCAAUUGCGUACUUCGAGAGGAACCCAUUUCGGAGUUUGUUUUCGUGGACAGCAGUUAUCAGUGGGCUUGUUCAAAAUGGGCUAAGUUUUAAAGCAAUGAAGGUGUUUCUGGAGAUGGUUCAACAUGGAGUUAUGCCUAAUGCUGUCACGUAUACUUCCGUUAUUAGAGCGUGUGGAGAAUUGGGUGAUUUUAAUUUGGGAAUGUGUGUAUUGGGUUUGAUUGUUAAGGUUGGUUUUGAACGUAACUUGUCAGUUUCGAAUUCUUUGAUCACGUUUAACUUGAGGCUGAAUGAUACUGUUUCAGCUAGGACAAUAUUUGAUAGAAUGCAGAGUAAAGAUGUCGUUUCUUGGACAGCAAUUCUAGAUAUGUAUGUUCAGAUGGGAGAAUUGGCAGAAGCUCGUCGUGUCUUUGAUGAGAUGCCAGAAAGAAACGAAAUUUCUUGGAGUACAAUGAUCUCGAGGUACAGUCAGAGUGGUGAUGCAGAAGAGGCAGUGAAUCUCUUCAUUCGAAUGGUCCAGCAGGGGUUUAAACCUAAUAAGUCAUGUUUUGCUAGCGUAGUAAGUGCACUAGCCAGCCUGGAAGCUUCGGUAAUGGGAAGGAUUGUUCAUGGACAUAUAUUAAAAAUCGGGAUGGAGAGAGAUGCUUUCAUUGGCAGCUCACUUGUUGACAUGUACUGCAAAUGUCGAAGCAUCAAGGAGGGACGUGUAGCUUUCGACUCGAUCUUGGAGAAAAAUGUUGUUUGUUGGAAUUCAAUGGUCAGUGGUUAUAGUCUCAAUAACCAGCACGAAGAAGCUAAGGAGCUAUUUGGCAUUAUACCCCAAAAAGAUAGCAUUUCAUGGAAUUCGCUAAUAACAGGUUAUUUAGAGUACGAGAAAUUUGAUGAGGUUUUUGAAGUUUUCGAUGACAUGCUUCUGUCUGGAGAGCGACCAAGUAAAUCGACUUUCUCUAGUGUUUUAUGUGCUUGUGCGAGCUUAGCUUCGCUACAAAGGGGGAAGAACUCCCAUGGUAAGGCCAUUAAACUUGGUUUUCACUGUGACAUUUUUGUGGACACUGCCCUUCUAGAUAUGUAUGCUAAAUCUGGUGAUGUUGAAAGUGCUAAGAAAAUCUUCCAAAGGAUGCCCAAACGUAACGAGAUUUCCUGGACAGCUAUAAUUCAGGGGCUUGCAGAAAACGGCUUUGCAGAGGAAGCACUUGCUGUAUUUGAUGAAUUUGAACGAACAAUGUCCAUUGCACGUAAUGAGCUACUUAUAUUAGCCGUUUUAUUUGCUUGUUCCCACUGUGGUCUAGUAGAUAAAGGACUCCACUACUUCAAUUCAAUGGAAAAGGUCUAUAAUAUACAGCCGAAUGAUAGGCACUAUACCUGUGUAGUGGACAUGCUGUCUCGUUCUGGACGUCUUUCUGAAGCAGAGAAAUUCAUUUUGGACAUGCCCUGUGAACCAGAAAUUCAAGCCUGGGCAGCUCUCUUAAGUGGUUGCAAAACAUACAGAAAUGAGAGGAUGGCAGAAAGGGUGGCGGAAAAGAUCUCAGAGCUGGCUGAAAAGCAUCCUGAAGGAUAUUUGUUGCUGUCAAACGUUUAUGCUUCAGCUGGCAGAUGGUUAGAUGUCUUACACAUGAGAAAACAAAUGAAGGAAAAAGGACUGAAGAAAAGCGGGGGAUGUAGUUGGAUAGAAGUGCGGAACCAACCCCAUUUCUUUUAUUCCCAGGAUGGUUCUCACAACGAGUUCAUGGAAAUUUACGGAGUUUUGGAACUAGUGAGGUCAGAAAUGCUGCUCACAUAG
Messenger RNA from Capsicum annuum, 2184 nucleotides. RefSeq names its product pentatricopeptide repeat-containing protein At2g13600. The transcript has a single exon. Gene Ontology annotation, biological process: RNA modification. The coding region runs from base 1 to 2184 and encodes 727 amino acids. Gene Ontology annotation, molecular function: RNA binding; protein binding. NCBI's taxonomy places the organism in Eukaryota, Viridiplantae, Streptophyta, Magnoliopsida, Solanales, Solanaceae. The record is from RefSeq and is a predicted model, not a curated record.